CUUUGCCUCCUACUUUUUUUUUUAGUUGGGACCUGGGAGAGGAAAAUCUCGCUAGGGUCGUGGGGCGGAAUAAAAUAGCAAGCAGAGUUCGAACGCUUAAAAUGCUUCAUGUUGCUCUUCGGUCGUCUAAAAUGCAAGUGGGCGUGCUUUCCCACUGGAUUUAACGCAGGCGAUUCGGUGGUGUAGUGUGACCCUCCAUCACUCCCAGCAUGCUGAGUUUCCUGCGCAGGACAUUGGGGCGACGCUCCAUCCGCAAACAUGCUGAAAAAACGCGGCUACGGGAGGCCCAGCGUGCUACAACGCACAUCCCAGCUGCUGGAGAUGCCAAGUCCAUCAUCACUUGCCGAGUCUCCUUGUUGGACGGGACCGAUGUCAGCGUCGACCUGCCGAAAAAAGCCAAAGGUGAGGAGCUGUUUGACCAGAUCAUGUAUCAUCUAGACAUAGUAGAAAAGGACUACUUUGGACUACGCUUCAUGGACUCUGCACAAGUUCCGCACUGGCUUGACGUUACAAAAAGUAUAAAAAAGCAAGUGAAAAUUGGCCCGCCAUACUGCCUUCACAUGAGAGUUAAGUUCUACUCCUCCGAGCCAAACAACCUGCACGAGGAGCUUACCAGAUACCUUUUUGUGUUGCAGUUGAAACAAGAUAUCCUCAGUGGAAAGCUAGAAUGCCCAUUUGAGACAGCAGUGGAAUUGGCUGCCUUCUCGCUACAGGCGGAACUAGGUGAUUGUGACCCACUAGAACACAGUCUGGAUCUUGUAUCAGAAUUCAGAUUUAUCCCCGAACAGACUGAGGAUGUGGAACUGGCUAUAUACAACAUGUGGAAGGAGUGCAGAGGUCAAACACCGGCACAGGCUGAGAUCAACUACUUGAAUAAAGCAAAAUGGCUGGAAAUGUAUGGUGUGGACAUGCAUAUGGUUCAGGCACGAGAUGGUAAUGAGUACAGUCUGGGUUUGACACCCACUGGUGUUUUGGUGUUUGAGGGACAAACCAAGAUUGGCCUCUUUUUCUGGCCAAAGAUCACUCGCCUGGAUUUCAAAAAGAGCAAGCUGACUCUGGUGGUUGUGGAGGAUGAUGACCAGGGCAAAGAGCAGGAGCACACCUUUGUCUUCAGAAUGGACCACCCGAAGGCCUGUAAGCACCUCUGGAAGUGUGCUGUGGAACAUCAUGCCUUUUUCCGGCUGAGAGGGCCAGUACAAAAGAACUCUGCACGCUCCGGCUUCAUCCGCAUGGGAUCACGCUUCAGAUACAGUGGAAACACAGAGUACCAGACAACAAAGUCCAAUAAAGCCCGCCGCUCAGCCUCCUUUGAGAGGCGGCCUAGUCGACGCUACUCUAGAAGAACAAUGCACAACAGAGGACCCUUCCAUCCUCAGGAGGUUCUUUCAUCGGGCAAUGGAGUCAACUCCAGCAAAGACAAGCAUGUUUCUGCCAGUCGAGGCGCCUGGUCGGGUGCACCGGUUGUGAACGUUGCGCCUGCUUCUGUUUGUGGUCCGUUGGAAAUAGAGCCUCUUCCCAGAAGUCCUGGAGGGGAAAAGAGAAGUUUGCCCCUGGCUGAUGACCUGAUCGAGACGUGCAUCGAUGACGUCCUAAGGACUCCUGCACCUCUCGCCGCUCCCACCGCGAAGGCUAUUGAGGACGCGGGUCCAAGUAUGGUCUAUUCCCCUUCUGGUGCCACUGGCGAAGAAUUACUCAGCCUCACCGAAACAGCAGCGCGUCUGAAGCAGCUCGAGUUGGAGAGCAGUCCGCGUUUGACCAGGAAUAAUGUCAACAUCAAUAUGGUCAUGAAUAAUCAGGAGGACAUUGUGAAGCUCAGAGAGAAAUGCUGUCUGAACAGUGCAGGAAGUAGUCCUGUUGUCACACCACUGCGAACCCCAGGAGACCUGAAGAGUAACAUCCUCAAAGCGCAAGCUGAGGCCACAACGCUCAAGGUUGGUUUGGAGGAACAUGUCACAAUGAUGGGAGAUAAGAACUGCAAUCUGCAGGAAACCUCCUUCAGGUUGAAGUCACGCACCAGCCGAAUGGGCAGUAACUCAUCUCUGUCUGUUAGCAGUCGCCCUGACAUACAAGACUCAUGGGAGCUGCUCAAGUCUUCUUCGAUGGUGUCAUCAGCAGGCACCAGUGCUGAGAGGUUAGCUGAAGAUUUAAACCCUCUUCCACUCAAGUUGCCCUCAGAUCCCGUUGUUGAAGGCACCACACUCAAGGUUAAGGGAGAGGAAGUUGAUGUUCCAAACACGACCCCACCUCUGCCUGAUAAUUUGAUUGACUUCACUGACCCAAUCCCUACUUUGCCCCCUGUGCAGUCACCAAAAGCUUCUAUCACCCCUCGCUGGAUCAUUCCUACAGCUGCUCCUCCUGGUAUCUUUACUAACGGCCUGCUCGACCUUGAGCCCCCUACUAAGGUCGAUGCUCUUCCCCCCGCGGAUGGGGGUGCGGCUCUCACCUCAGCCCUCCCUUAUGCCGCUCACACAUUUCACAGCAACUCAGUGAGCAUUAUGGGUCAGCAGGCAGCCUCGGAGGAAGGAGUCACACCGAGAGGUCUCUUGACCACUGAGCUCUAACAGCCACAAAGGAGCUGGGCCAGCAACACAGCAUGCAGUUUCAAGUAACAACACACUCACAUUAACAAACUAUCAGACUGGAUUAGGAGAAAAAGUAUUUUCAUCAUAACCUCACAUAAGGCUUAGUUUGAGCUUAAAAAAACAAAACACUGUAGUCCAUCAUCCAAGUAACGAUUGGUUCCAUCCAUUUUGAUCCUGACAAGCAUCAAACAGUCUUUUUUUUUUUGUGACAUUUUUAUUUUCAUGUAAUGCAUUCCACUGGACUGAAAUUGCACUGACUGUUGGAGUAUACGUUGGACUGUAAAUGGAAGAAAGACAAUCAGCAUGUUAUUUGAAGCGAGAACAACUGGACUUUUUUGAUAUCUGGAAUAGGAUUCUAUACAUUCCUUGAGCUGCCAUUUGGAUUUUUUUUUUUCAAGUGUCACUGGAUUACUUUUGCGCUACUGGAGCAUUUGACACGGGCAUGGAUGAGGAUCAUGCUUACAGAUUUUUUUUUUUUAUAUAACUUUUUUUGGUUUUUUUUUUUUUUUUAAUAUGCUGUAUCACACUGUUUUUACAUCGUGGUAUCAACAUUGCGCUCUCGUUUGACCCUGAAUGAUUAACCCAACCAACCCAAUAAUGUGAGGUUUUAUUGUUUUGACUGAAUGUGAUACUGUCCAUGAUUUCCCCUUGGAUUUCCAUUUUUUUGUUGUCAAUUAAUUCUUUAUUUUAUUUUUCUUAAUUGAGGAAUGUAAUUUGUCAGUCGCGUUGAGCUGUAAAAUGCCAACCCUGCUCUCCGGAGGACAUGUUGGAGUUUCACAGAGCAAAUUGCAGAUAUGCGGGAACAUGUAGUUGGGAAAAAAAAAUUGUGCUAUAUUACUGUCUCAAUUUGAGACUGUUCUACAUUUCUCCAAAAAUAAUAAUAUUCAAGAGAC
Hippocampus comes (tiger tail seahorse) is the source of this 3475-nucleotide messenger RNA. RefSeq names its product erythrocyte membrane protein band 4.1 like 5 (gene epb41l5). Gene Ontology annotation, biological process: actomyosin structure organization. Bases 210 to 2561 code for a protein of 783 amino acids. The record is from RefSeq and is a predicted model, not a curated record. The transcript is spliced from 26 exons. Lineage: Eukaryota; Metazoa; Chordata; Actinopteri; Syngnathiformes; Syngnathidae. Gene Ontology annotation, molecular function: cytoskeletal protein binding. Gene Ontology annotation, cellular component: cytoskeleton.